Brachypodium distachyon (stiff brome) is the source of this 1428-nucleotide messenger RNA. Its product is annotated as putative hydrolase C777.06c. The transcript is spliced from 12 exons. NCBI's taxonomy places the organism in Eukaryota, Viridiplantae, Streptophyta, Magnoliopsida, Poales, Poaceae. The record is from RefSeq and is a predicted model, not a curated record. The coding region runs from base 141 to 1247 and encodes 368 amino acids.
GGGCCCACUUGCCAGCGUCACCCCCUCCCGCUUCGUGACAAGCGGCCGGUGGCCAGAAUCAGGCGACGAGACCCCGUCCGUCGUUGCCGAUUCGCCCGCCGCCGCCGGCCACUCAGACGCAUCUGUGCUCUGCUCCGUCGAUGUCUGGGGCGGGCGCGAUCGCCGCUCUCCUGCGUGCCCACCGUCUCCCCAUGCUGCAUUCGCCCUUCGCGUGCUCCCUCGCCGCGGCGCGCAGCUCCCCGCGCGCCGCGCAUCUACCUCUCCUCCGAGCCCCGGCGGCCACCCCGCCGCUCUCCUCCCGCGUCUCCCUACCGUACCUCCACUCCGCGCGCUCCUUCUCCUCCUCCCGCGGCGCGGUCUCGUCCUCGGCGGCAGAUAAUGAGGAACCGCGUCAGUCGGAACUCAUCUUCCUUGGCACAGGCACCAGCGAGGGCAUCCCGCGUGUCAGCUGCCUCACCCACGCCUCUAAGACUUGCCCCGUUUGCACCAAGGCAGCUGAGCCAGGGAACCGGAACAGGAGGCGCAACACCUCCAUCCUCCUGCGUCACGUCACGCCGUCUGGCACCUCCAAUAUCCUCAUUGACGCUGGCAAAUUCUUCUACCACUCCGCGCUCCAGUGGUUCCCUGCUUUCGGGUUGCGGGCAAUCGAUGCUGUCAUUAUUACCCAUUCUCAUGCUGAUGCGAUUGGAGGCCUUGAUUGUCUUCGUGAUUGGACGAACAAUGUCCAGCCUUCCAUCCCAAUUUAUGUAGCACAACGUGAUUAUGAGGUGAUGAAGAUGACCCACCAUUAUUUGAUUGACACAAGUGUGGUUAUACCUGGAGCUGCAGUUUCAACAUUGCAAUUCAACAUUAUAAAAGAGGAACCAUUUCGUGUUCAUAAUCUGGAGGUGAUUCCCUUGCCUGUAUGGCAUGGUCAGGGUUACCGUUCCCUUGGUUUCCGUUUUGGUGACAUAUGCUACAUAAGUGAUGUCAGUGAUAUACCUGAAGAAACCUACAGACUUCUGGAAGACUGCCAACUCCUUAUAUUGGAUGCUCUUAGACCUGAUCGUUCUUCUUCAACACAUUUUGGAUUACCAAGGGCCCUUGAGGAAGUCAGGAAAAUCAAACCAAAGAAAACACUGUUUACUGGAAUGAUGCAUUUAAUGGACCACGAGAAAGUAAACGAUGAUCUUGCCAGGCUGAUGGAAACAGAGGGGCUUGACAUCCAGCUAAGCUAUGAUGGUCUCAGUAUACCUGUAAGGUUCUAAAACUAUUGGAGCACGAAAUGUUAUCUUUCGGCACCGUUAAAUGAUGAAUGAAAUUACAUAUUUUCUCUAGUUUCAUUGUGUAAAGUGAUUACAAAUGUAAUCCCUGUCCCUUCAACAGAAGAAUCUUAUGUAUCAAAUUAUGGCUUACAAUUGCCAAUGGAAUAAAGCUUCACUGCAAUAA